AUGCUGGGGUUGCAGGAGGAGCCUGGAGAGGGGGGAGGAGGCGCCGCGAUGAGCGACGCGUCAGAAUGCGAGGAGGCAGAGAAGAGUCUGCACCAGAUCCUCUCGGCGCUAUCAACUUCCAUAACAGAGAAACGAUCGUUGCAGGAAGCGAAAGUGAAGAUGGAAGGGGCCCUUGCGGAGCAUCAGAAGAGUUUGCUGCGACUGAGAGAAGCUGACGGAAGAAGGGGCAUGGAGCUCGAGGCGCUCAAAUCUGCCAUGGAAGUUCUGAAGAAGAAGUCCAGCGAGCGGGAGGAUGCGUUGCUGAAGGAGAUGGAAGAGAUGAGAAGGCGGCAUGGCGAGGACAUCGAUAGAAUCAGCCAGUCAAAGUCACAUGCGAUCGAGGAUAUCGAGAGGAGUUACAGUGAGGCGUUGCGGACGGCGCAGGGGAGAACUCAGGAGGUCCGAGAGGCAGAGAGAGAAGCAGCCGAGAAAGCGACCCGACUGGAUCGAGAGGUGGAGGGACUGAGAGCACAACUACGCCAAUGUGAGAACGAGCGAAACUACCAGGCGUCCUGUCUCGAAGAGGAGAGAAAGAGUUUCAACAGAUUCCGGGAGGAGGCACAACGCAAGAAGGCUGAACUUGAACGCAGAGUCCUCGAGCUGGAAACCAAAGACUCUGAGCUCCAGAGCAAGAACAGGACCUUGCAGCUAGAUCUUCAAGCGGAGAGGACAGAGAGGGAGAGGCUCGUCCAGUCUCUGAGGGAGGAGAUCCAAUCCCUCACGGAGUCAAGGGAGAAAGCGCGGAAAGAAGCAGGACACGCCUUUCGUUCCACAGAGCAUGCAAACGAGGAGAGCAUGCAGGCCAAGGCUCAUGCAGCCCAGCUGACAGAGACCGUGAAGCGCCUGCAGACGUCUCUCGCUCAGGUGGGAGGCGAGCUGGAGGGUGUCAAGGCAGCCAAGUCGCAGCUGGAGAGGGAGCGCCAGUCCGAGAUGGAAAGCCUGGAGGAGCUGAGAAGAGCGCUGAGCCUUCGGCAACAAGACCUCAAGGACAAGCGACUGCGAGCCCUCGACCGCCUUGUCUCCUUCAGGAAAGGAGCUUCCCCAGCACAAGGGGAGGAGAACCGGCCUGUCAACGGCAGGGAUUCGCCUGCUGGUCUGCCUCAGAGUCCAAAAGAGGGCAACGAGGCCGCAAGAGAGGCUCGCUAUCAGCUCUCCCAGAUUCCCAAGUUCGUCCCGAGUCAACGCCCUGAGACUUCAGACGAGGAGGAGGCGGAGAGUAAAUCAGGACAGGACGGGAGCUCCACACACGAAGAGCCCCUGUCAGCAAGACCAGUCCCGUCCGACACGUCGCCGUCUCCUCCUCGUCUUGAGCAGCGAUGGAACGAGGAGAGGAUCGCAACUUUGGGGAGGAGAGAGGUCCGGGGGCUGACAGAGGUGUAUGUGGUGUCAGCAAGGAACCUCCCAGAGAGGUUCAACGAGAACAUCGCGGUCGAGGUCAACUUGCAGGGACAGAUGGCCCGCACAAGGGCAAGCGUGGCGGGCAAGCUAGAGUGGCAUGCUCACUUCAGACUUCCUUCCGAAGACCCGAAUAAGGACCUCGUUCUCUUUGACCUCAUCAAAACUUCUCGGAGGGAGCUGAUCGGACGAGUUGCCAUCCCUCUCAAUCGGGUGGUCAGGAAGGGACGAGAGGCCGGCUGGUACGAGCUGAGAAACCAGAGUGGCCACCUUGUCAAAUCGGAAUCAGGGGAGGCGGCGAUGCUUCAGAUCGGAUGUGCCGUGGGAUCAAGUCUGGCUGCCCAGCAGAGGGGUUAG
This is a messenger RNA of Guillardia theta CCMP2712, 1791 nucleotides long. RefSeq lists its product as hypothetical. The coding region runs from base 1 to 1791 and encodes 596 amino acids. The transcript is spliced from 11 exons. NCBI's taxonomy places the organism in Eukaryota, Cryptophyceae, Pyrenomonadales, Geminigeraceae. The record is from RefSeq and is a predicted model, not a curated record.